AUGUGGAGGACAGUGGUUGCCCUUACCUCACUGUCUCUUCUUCCGACUGCGCUGGGAGCAGAUAUCUUGAAGACCAGUGGAUUCUCCAAUUGUAACAACGGAUCAUCCACCAUUAAAGUCAACAACGUCGACAUCUCCUUCGACCGGUCCACCAAUAAAAUCCAGUUCGAUGUUUCAGGUACUAGCACCAAGGAACAAGAAGUUACCGCGGAACUUGUGGUGACGGCUUAUGGUGUCCAAGUUUAUCAAAAAGAGUUCGAUCCCUGUAAUGACUCUACCAAAGUCGACCAGCUUUGUCCUGUGCCCGAGGGGACAUUCGCUGCCAAUGGGACUCAGGAAAUACCAUCAGAAUAUACAGACCUCAUCCCUUCAAUCGCAUACUCGCUUCCCGACCUCGACGGAAGCGCUCAAUUGGUACUCAAAGCAAAAGAUGGACAACAAUUGGCCUGUAUCCAGUCCGGUGUCACAAACGGCAAGACCGUCGAGGUGCCCGCUGUAUCAUACGUAGCCGCUGCUAUCGCAGCUGCUGCUCUGGCAGUAUCUCUGGUCGGGGCGGCUGCGACCAGUGGACACCCUGGAUCCAGCUCAUCAAGUCCUGGUUUUUCGGAGGUCAUUUGGUGGUUUCAAGGCAUGGCAAUGAAUGGCAUGCAUUCGGUGCCAUAUCCUACCAUUUACCGCAGUUUCUCCAAAAAUUUUGGGUUCAGCACAGGUCUUGUAUCCUGGGCUGGAUUACAAAAGUCCAUUGACAGCUUUCGAUCGCACACCGGUGGCAACUUGACGGACGCCAGCUACGAGUACCUUCGUAACUCCACUCUGGUCUUCUCGGAUGGCUCGACAGUUCAGACUACGACGGGGAUCGUCAGGCGCACAGUUUCGUUGUUCCUGCGUGAUAUCGAUACCUCGAUCAACGGGACCACCCCCGACUCUGACGACGACAAUUCCACGGAAUCUCAUUUGGUGAAAGGUAUUCAGGGCUAUGUCGAACAAUUGACCAUUCCGGAGACGAAUACGUUCAUGACGGUCCUCUUGGUCUUUGCCAUUGUCGUUGCUAUUAUUGUGGUCGGCAUCCUCUUGUUCAAAGUCGUCCUCGAGGCAUGGUCACUCUUUGGCCAGUUCCCCAAAUCGUUAACCACUUUUCGCAAGGAAUACUGGCGGGUCAUGGCACAGACCAUUACGUCUCUGAUUAUGUUGCUCUAUGGUGUCUGGACACUGUAUUGCAUCUUUCAGCUCAUGCACGGAGACUCGUGGGCUGCCAAACUUCUCGCCGGAGUCACCCUCGGCUUAUUCACCGCAAUCCUAGCCUUUUAUACCUGGAAGAUCUGGAGCGUGGUGAGAAAGCUGAAAAAGCUGGAGGGCGACGUCAGUGCGCUGUACGAAAACAAGGAGACCUGGAAGAAGUACAAGAUCUUCUACGAGAACUACAAGCGUGGAUACUGGUGGCUGUUCAUUCCCGCUAUUAUUUACAUGUUUGCAAAAGGCUGUGUGCUCGCCGCCGGUGACGGGCAUGGCUUGGUGCAGACUAUCGGCCAGUUGAUCAUUGAGGCUCUGAUGCUCAUACUCCUUCUGUGGAGCCGACCGUACAACCGCAAAUCCGGCAACUGGAUCAACAUCAUCAUUCAGAUCGUCCGUGUCUUGUCGGUGGUUUGCAUCUUGGUCUUCGUGGAAGAGCUCGGCAUCGCUCAGACAACGAAGACCAUCACUGGCGUCGUCUUGAUUGCGGUGCAAUCGGGGUUGACCGUCAUCUUGUUUUUGCUGAUCUUCAUCAACAGCAUCAUCACCUGCUGCAAGGAGAAUCCACAUCGCAAGCGUCGCAAGGCCGCGGAGAAGCAUCUGUCCCCGGAUUUGGAAGGCGACGCUUUUCUGAUGGAACCCGCUCCUUACAAGGGCUCGCCGCCACGGCGCGCUCGACUGAGAUCCGAUUCUGCACCCAGCUACGAGCCCGUACGAGCGCAAGCUCUGGCACGGUUCGGUCCCCGCUUCAACGAUGACAGCCAGGAGGUCCUGGUCAAGGGGGCGGCGGGGAUGGGCCGUUCAGGCUACCGCAGCGUCAGUCAGGAUAGGAGCGAGGCUGAUGGCAGUCCACCUCCUUUGAUGCGCGAACCGAAGCUACCUAAUCUUGGGUUCGAACAAUAUCGACAUUAG
Molecule: messenger RNA, 2142 nt
Organism: Capronia coronata CBS 617.96
Lineage: Eukaryota; Fungi; Ascomycota; Eurotiomycetes; Chaetothyriales; Herpotrichiellaceae
Exons: 2
Coding region: 1-2142 (713 amino acids)
Biological process (GO): transmembrane transport; fungal-type cell wall biogenesis
Source: RefSeq, a predicted model, not a curated record